Odobenus rosmarus divergens (Pacific walrus) is the source of this 1385-nucleotide messenger RNA. RefSeq names its product tectorin beta (gene TECTB). The coding region runs from base 81 to 1070 and encodes 329 amino acids. Lineage: Eukaryota; Metazoa; Chordata; Mammalia; Carnivora; Odobenidae. The record is from RefSeq and is a predicted model, not a curated record. Gene Ontology annotation, cellular component: cell surface. The transcript has 10 exons.
AGGCUCAGGCCCUCUGGAAGAACUGUGAACAUUUGGCAGCUUGGUUUGACCACCUGGCAAAGAGCGGGUUCUGAGAAGCGAUGGUGAUGAAGGCCUUUGUCCUGUUGGCUGUCUUUGCAGAAGCCUCUGCAAGAUCUUGCACUCCGAAUAAAGCAGAUGUCAUUCUUGUGUUUUGUUAUCCCAAAACCAUCAUCACCAAAAUCCCUGAGUGUCCCUAUGGCUGGGAAGUGCAUCAGCUGGCCCUCGGGGGACUGUGUUACAAUGGGGUCCAUGAAGGAGGUUACUAUCAAUUUGUGAUCCCGGAUCUGUCACCUAAAAACAAGUCCUACUGUGGAACCCAGUCCGAGUACAAGCCCCCCAUCUACCACUUCUACAGCCAUAUCGUUUCCAAUGACAGCACAGUGAUCGUAAAGAACCAGCCCGUGAACUACUCCUUCUCCUGCACCUACCACUCCACCUACUUGGUGAACCAGGCCGCCUUUGACCAAAGAGUGGCCACUGUUCACGUGAAGAACGGGAGUAUGGGCACAUUUGAAAGCCAAUUGUCUCUCAACUUCUACACUAAUGCCAAGUUCUCCACUAAGAAGGAAGCCCCUUUUGUCCUGGAGACAUCUGAAAUUGGUUCAGAUCUGUUUGCAGGAGUAGAAGCCAAAGGGUUGAGUGUUAGGUUUAAAGUGGUUUUGAACAGCUGUUGGGCCACACCAUCAGCUGAUUUCAUGUAUCCCUUGCAGUGGCAGCUAAUUAACAAGGGCUGCCCCACGGAUGAAUCCGUCCUCGUACAUGAGAAUGGGAAAGAUCACAGGGCCACCUUCCAAUUCAAUGCUUUCCGGUUCCAGAACAUCCCCAAACUCUCCAAGGUUUGGUUACACUGUGAGACAUUCAUCUGUGACAGUGAGAAGCUCUCCUGCCCCGUGACCUGUGACAAGAGGAAGCGCCUCCUCCGGGACCAGACAGGGGGCGUCCUGGUGGUGGAGCUCUCCCUCCGUAGCAGGGGAUUCUCCAGUCUCUAUAGCUUCUCAGAUGUCCUCUAUCACCUCAUCGUGAUGCUGGGGAUUUGCGUCGUGUUGUAGGAGAUCGCCAGGCAGGCACGGCAUCUCCUCCCACCCGACAUCACCUCCUGGGUCCGCGGCGAACUCCCAUUUAUUGUGCUGCCGGCAAGAACAAACAGAAGAGCAUAUUGUUGAGAAGCAGAAAGUAGUGCUUUGCCCAUUACGUCUCCAAUGAUUUUUGUGAAUCUUAGUGAUUGCCUUCGCGCCCCAUGUCUUCCUGUGACUUCCUGCGACUUGGCAGUUCCUCUCCUGCAGCUGGUGGAGGAGUCUCCUUUCCCCAUGCUCCAGUCAGGGCUGCAGUGGACUCCUUUGAAAGCUAUUCUGAUUUUAAAAGAC